UUUCAGGAAAAGGCAAAAAGGACACAUUUUUAUCACAUACACAGUACCCACUCCAACCCUCCAGCCAAAAACACCAACUACCCUCAAACUCCAUAAAUUCAGAAACCUUCUCAACCAGAGACAAAAGAAGAAACAAAAUUUUGAGCAAUGGCUGCCCAAGAACACCACCACCAACAAAAACAACAACAACAACAAGAAAUCUGUCAAACCAAAAACCAAGAAGACCACCAUUUCACCGAGCUCCUCUCCACCUAUUUAGGCCUCAGCUUCACAAUUUUUCUGGGCUCGUUGCCCAAGAACUCAAUCCCAUUAAUCUCCACAUACCAAACCCAGAACAAAGCUCUCUCCUUUAAGCUAACGCAAGCGGAGGAGCAGCUGAAGCAGUUCCACACGCGCAGGAAAGAGGAUUCCAAGGCAAACGCCAGAGUUGUCGAGAUUUUCGCCAGCCACAGACACGCCUGGCAGCAGGAAGAGAAGAGGCUGCUGCAGCAGAUCGACGAGUGCAGCGAGGAAAUCGCCUUCUUGAAGAGUAAAGUUGAGGACUUUGAGGGAGUGGAGACUGAGUUCAAGGCCAGCAUUGAGGAUUUGAAGAGGGAGGUUAGUGAGAGAGAGGAGAUGCUGAGCUUCAUGAGCAGGAGUAACUGUGAGAGCUAUGGUGACAUGGGGCUGAGCUAUGCUGCUUCCAAAGCUGGGGUUUCGGAGGGGGUGGAGGAGGACUGCUUCGAUGGAGAUGGGGUGGAUGAGAUGAGGUCUGUUUAUGGGCAGAGUCAUGGUGGGUUUACCUCAGAUUUCUUGAAUUCUGCUGCCUCCAAAUUUUGGUCUGAUAAAGCUAGCCAAUGGCAGGAUAUGCAGCAGUACGAAUCAGCCGAGUCAGUUUACCAUGUGAAGCAUUUCGUUUCUAGGAGGGAGUCCCCUUGGAAGGUAGACGGCGAUUCCAGUGGAGUCUCGUCUAAAUUAAGGCUUCUUGAGCAAGAACUGCUGAAUUUAGAACGAGUUUGUAGGGCAGAUUUUUCGAAGGCACCAUCACCGAUGCGAAAGCAGGCCAAGAGGUACCAAGCAUUAGCAGGAAAGAUCGACGAUCUUUGCAGGAGAAUGCAAGCUAGUGAUCCAUGUGAAGCCACUCUGAGCUCAGAGUUUCGGAUCCAAAGGCAAACCGAGUUCUUGCUAGAGGCGUUUCGUCUGCAGCAACGAGCCUCUGAAACCAGCCAGAAACUCACAGCACUACAAACUGAGAGAGGAAAGAGCUACCACGGAGGAGGAGGAGGGGAGGUCGAAGGGGCAGCUAACGUAGCCACUAGGCGAGCUCUGGACUCCAUCAGAAACAAUUUCAAAGAGAUCCAAAGGAAUCUUGAGAUAUGGCUAGCAAGAAUCAUCGGAGAUCUCGAGGGACUGAUGUCUAGAGAUGGCGCCUAUCGUGCACAAGAAUACUACGCCUCUAGGUACCCUUUUGUUCAUCACGAGGCAGCCCGACCGCAGACCGGUAUGGAUUUUUUGUAGUUUUGAACUGUAAAUUAAUUAAUAUCACCAGUUCAGAUGGGGUUCAAGAUUCAAACUUUACAAACAGAUUUAGGAAUAUAUCAUAUGAUAACAUGCUGCCAGCUUUUUGAUAACAUUGCAUUUUUCCUUACAAAAAUGAGAUUUUCCCUCUUUAAAAGAAAACAGAAUCUUGUCAUCAAUCUGGCAUCUGAUCUGAAGAGGAUAUAUGACAAAAUUUAGGCAUUAUGGUCUGUGUUUUUUUCUAAUUGCGUUGGAAUCUUGUGAAAGAUGGAGAAUGAAGACAGAGGCACAGAGCUGGUAUGCAUAAAGGAGAGAAAGCAUGUGCAUGAAAAGGAAGAACGAAAGCUUGCGUGAGAUGUGAAAUAUGCUGAGUCAGCGUCGUGUUGGCAGUGACUAGGCGCUUAGUCAUCAUAUAGUUAGUUAAGAAGUUUGUUACGAAGUUAGUUAGGAGUUAGUUGUUUCUCUAAAAUAUCUAGCUUUGUGUAUAAAUAGUGAGCUAGUUUUUUCAUUGUAACUUGAUUGAUUCAUAAAUGAAGAUAUGUUUCUUCUCUCUCAA
Molecule: messenger RNA, 2053 nt
Organism: Salvia splendens (bonfire salvia)
Lineage: Eukaryota; Viridiplantae; Streptophyta; Magnoliopsida; Lamiales; Lamiaceae
Exons: 5
Coding region: 148-1497 (449 amino acids)
Source: RefSeq, a predicted model, not a curated record